Coffea arabica (coffee) is the source of this 2425-nucleotide messenger RNA. Its product is annotated as endoglucanase 25. NCBI's taxonomy places the organism in Eukaryota, Viridiplantae, Streptophyta, Magnoliopsida, Gentianales, Rubiaceae. Gene Ontology annotation, molecular function: hydrolase activity, hydrolyzing O-glycosyl compounds. Gene Ontology annotation, biological process: carbohydrate metabolic process. The record is from RefSeq and is a predicted model, not a curated record.
AACAGCUCCAUCACAGCCCAAAAUCCAUAAUUGCCACUACUUCUCUCUCUAUCUCUCACUCGACAGUCUGCCCCCUUCAGUAAUACUUCCCCCUUCCAACACUCCCCAGCGGCACAAGUCCAAGGCAGUCAUCCAAAAUCUGCAGCAUUAUUGAGUAAAAAUGAGUAUGUACGGGAGGGAUCCGUGGGGUGGACCGCUGGAGAUCAACGCGACAGAUUCAGCCACAGAUGAUGAUAGGAGUAGGAAUUUGCAGGAUUUUGAUAGAGCUGCGCUCUCGCGGCCCCUCGAUGAAACCCAACAGAGUUGGCUCUUGGGUCCGGGAGAGCAGAAGAAGAAGAAGUAUGUGGAUCUGGGUUGCAUUAUCGUCAGCAGGAAGAUCUUUGUUUGGACUGUCGGAUCAAUUCUUGCUGCUGGCUUGUUAGUUGGUUUUAUUACUUUGAUUGUUAAAACUGUCCCCAGGCAUCAUCAUAAAGGCCCGCCCCCGGAUAAUUAUACUCUGGCUCUUCACAAGGCCCUCAUGUUCUUCAAUGCCCAGCGUUCUGGGAAAUUGCCAAAGCAUAACAAUGUGUCAUGGAGGGGGAACUCAUGUUUGAAUGAUGGCAAAUCUCAGUCGUCUUCAGCUAUUAAAAAUCUUGUAGGCGGUUAUUACGAUGCAGGGGAUGCAAUCAAGUUUAAUUUCCCUGCAUCGUUUGCUAUGACAAUGUUGAGCUGGAGUGUGAUUGAGUACAGUGCAAAGUAUGAAGCUGCUGGGGAACUUGCACAUGUCAAAGAGAUCAUUAAAUGGGGCACAGAUUACUUCCUUAAGUGCUUUAAUUCAACUGCUGAUACUGUAGAUCGUCUUGCAUCACAGGUUGGAGUUGGUGAUACGUCAAAAGGGCCCAACCCAAAUGAUCAUUACUGUUGGAUGCGCCCAGAGGACAUUGAUUAUGAACGGCCCGUAUCUGAAUGCUCCAGUUGUUCGGACCUUGCUUCUGAGAUGGCUGCUGCUCUAGCAUCAGCAUCCAUUGUUUUCAAAGAUGAUAAAGCAUACUCCCAGAAACUGGUCCAUGGUGCCAGAGCACUGUUUGAUUUUGGUAGGCGGCAGCGUGGAAGAUACAGUUCUGGUGUUGAUGCUGAAAAGUUUUAUAAUUCUAGCAUGUAUUGGGACGAAUUUAUCUGGGGUGCAUCCUGGCUUUAUUAUGCCACUGGAAACUCAUCGUAUCUUCAGCUUGCUACAGCUCCUGGUCUGGCUAAGCAUGCUGGUGCUUUUUGGGGAGGCCCAGAUUACGGGGUAUUUAGCUGGGAUAGCAAGCUGCCUGGGGCACAGGUGCUUCUUAGCCGUUUGAGAUUGUUUCUAAGCCCUGGCUAUCCCUAUGAGGAAAUUCUGAGGACAUUUCACAACCAGACAAGCAUAGUCAUGUGCUCAUACCUGCCAUUCUUCACAUCUUUUAACAGAACAAGAGGAGGUUUGAUCCAAUUAAACCAUGGUAGGCCUCAGCCUCUUCAGUAUGUGGCCAAUGCCGCUUUCCUGGCUGCUCUGUUCAGUGAUUAUCUUGCAGCUGCUGAUACCCCUGGGUGGUAUUGUGGACCCAAUUUUUACUCCACAGAUGUCUUGCGUCAAUUCGCGGAAACCCAGAUUGAUUACAUCCUCGGAAAGAAUCCUAGAAAGAUGAGCUAUGUUGUGGGUUUUGGAAAUCAUUAUCCUAGACACGUUCACCAUAGAGGGGCAUCAAUCCCGAAGAACAAGAUCAAAUAUAAUUGUAAAGGAGGAUGGAAGUUGAGAGAUUCUCGGAAUCCAAAUCCAAAUACUCUGGUUGGAGCCAUGGUUGCUGGUCCAGACAAGUUUGAUGGUUUUCAUGAUGUUCGUACCAACUAUAAUUACACAGAACCUACGCUAGCAGGCAAUGCUGGUCUUGUUGCUGCCCUAGUUGCUUUAUCUGGUGAAAAAAGUGUUGGAGUUGACAAGAAUACAAUAUUCUCUGCAGUCCCGCCUAUGUUUCCAACUCCACCGCCUCCACCAGCUCCUUGGAAACCAUGACUUUAUCCUACUGACAUCAUUGCUGCCGCCUGUUCUGUGACCUGUAGAUUGUAAUUUUUGAUACUGCUGUCAAUUUUGAGUCUUGGAUAUGGUGGAGGUUAAAGCAACAUGUAGGAGAUGAGGAACAUAACGAAAACCUUGAAGACAGCUUUGGUGGUCCUGACAGAAAGGGACUAAAAGCUUGAAGAAGAAACAAACAGACAUCUCUUUUAUUGUUCCAGAAAUGUGAUUAUAUACAAUAUGUACGUAUGUAAGAUAUAUGAGAUCGACCAUGUAUUCAUUGAAACACUAGAAUUUGAAGAUGAACAGUCUGCUACCAAUUUGUUGAAAUGAACUUUCACAAUGGCUAAAGGGCCACACAUUCUGUUUUGCUAUCUUUAUAAAUCAUGUCUGUAGCCUGAGAACGAA